AUGUCGGACUCAGCACACAUAUACAUGGAAAACGUGUUUCGUCUGACAGGGUACCUGCACCGAUUGCUGUUUUUAAUGAAAGAGUUAGAUAACAAGGAGCAUCAAAUAAAUAAACUUAUUCAAGAAAAGGAAGAAGUAUAUCUUGAAAACUUGAACUACUUUUAUAAAAAUCAAAUCGGUCAGCAAAGCACAUAUGUGGAUCAUCAAUUCAGCAUUCAUAAUGGAAACCUCGACCAAAAUAAAAAUCCCGUUCAGGAAUCUGAAAAUAAAACCAACGAAACGGCAUGUGCUCCUUUCAAUCGUAGAUGCAAAGAAGGAUUCCUGAACCCAAGCAAUGUGCAGCAAUUCGAUCAAGUGCGUGUUAAGCAGGAAGAGCCCUCGGAAAAGGUGACAGAUGUGGGAAAAGUAACAUCCCAAGAUUGUAACAGAAGCGAACCAGUGGGUGGAUCAGCUAGCGAAACGACUUUGAAAAGUAAACUGGUAAAAGAAAACGUAAACAAAAGUAAUAACGAUGAGCAAGAGCAGGAACAGGAACAGCAGAAGGUGGGGGGAGGGGGAACGGAUGUGACCAUGGAUCAAAAGAACGAAGAUGCAGAUUCACCCACAAGUGGAAAAAAAAGCAAUGCAGAAAAUAUUGCAAAACAUAAAAUACACGAGAAAUGUAAAACGUACAAAACUGGUGGCAGUACUAGUAGUUGCAGUAACAGUACACACAAUGAACAAACAAUAGAUAAGACAGAGAUUCCCACAGAUAACACAGAAAAUCAGAACAUAGAUGCAGAAGAUCAGAAGAGAAAGAAAAAGAAGAAGAAAAAAAAAAAAAAAAAGAGAACAAGUACUUCGAUGAAUGACAUUGUAGAAGUAGAUGAAUUAUUAAUAAAUGAAGAGAAAGGGGGCGAGACGAAUGUGGAGGUUACACAAAAUCAGGAUGGUUAUAUUAUCACCACUCCUGAAUGUAAGAGACAAAACAGGGGCCAGCAUGCACACAGUACGAGUGCAAACAUGGGUGAUAAUGCUAAUGGUAACCAUAACGAUGAUGACAAUCAUAAUGAUGGUGACAAUCAUAAUGGUAAUGACAAUCAUAAUGAUGGUGACAAUCAUAAUGAUGGUGACAAUCAUAAUGAUGGUGACAAUCAUAAUGAUGGUGACAAUCAUAAUGGUAAUGACAAUCAUAAUGGUAAUGACAAUCAUAAUGGUAGUGGCAAUCAUAAUGGUAGUGGCAAUCAUAAUGAUGAUGAUGAAGAAGAAGAAGAUGUGAAAAGCGAAGCUUGUAAACCGAACCAAAUAUUUAACGAACAACAAUUGAAUAAUUUACUACAGGAAAUUAUGAACGACAGAGAACAAUGCAUGGCAUUGUUAAAGGAAAAAAUUUGCAUAAAUAAUCAAAUAUCAUACAUUAUUAAAAAUGAUUAUGAAAAGUUAAAGACUCAGCAUGAUAAGUUAUUUAUUGAGAUGGAAAUGAGUGGAGAAUCUCCACCGUAUAUAUACAACUCCAGUAGAUAUAAAAAUCAUCCUCCUGAAUGGAAUCAUGAAGAUAAUAAUAUGAGCGACAAAAAUGGGUUCACAAAGGAUGGGGUACACAGUGGGCACCCAUACUCUACCUCCAACUAUGGAUAUACUUCCACAUCUAGGACAAACAAUAAUGUUAGGAACACUCAUCAUCACGCGAGUACGCAUCAGUAUGAUAUGUAUGAUAUGGAAAAAACAAAAGAUGAAGAAAUGGAUCAAACCUCCAUCAAAGCCUUUGGUAGAAAACAAUCACAAAAGCACGAUGAGGAAUACAAUCCCUAUAGUGCAUCUAAAAAUAAAAAAACAAAAAAAUCCAAAAAAUCCAAAGGCGAGAAAGCUGCAAAUUCGGGAAUCAAAUCGAAGGUCGCCUCAACUGAUCUGAACGGGUACACAAAGGGGGAGGAGAACAGAGACACAAAGGAAGAUGCAAAGGAGGAUGCAAAGGAAGAUGCAAAGGAAGAUGCAAAAGAAGAUGCAAAAGAAGAUGCAAAAGAAGAUGCAAAGGAAGAUGCAAAAGAAGAUGCAAAAGAAGAUGCAAAGGAAGAUGCAAAAGAAGAUGCAAAAGAAGAUGCAAAAGAAGAUGCAAAAGAAGAUGCAAAAGAAGAUGCAAAAGAAGAUGCAAAGGAAGAUGCAAAGGAGAAUUCUAAUUCUAAUGAUAAUGAUAAGGAGAAUUCUAAGGAAGAUGCGAAGGGGAAUAAUCCCAAAGGAAGCCACAAAAGUGACAACAUCAGCAGGAGCAAAACUCGAAUCAGUGCUCAAUAA
Molecule: messenger RNA, 2271 nt
Organism: Plasmodium gonderi
Lineage: Eukaryota; Apicomplexa; Aconoidasida; Haemosporida; Plasmodiidae
Exons: 1
Coding region: 1-2271 (756 amino acids)
Source: RefSeq, a predicted model, not a curated record